CGAAGAAGAGUCUGUUUUCGUCCGGGUCAUUUUUGACGUGCUGUAUUUUCGUCCGGGACAUCUAUCCGUUUGCAGCAACGCAAUUGACUGGGUCGCAAACUAUUCAUUUUAUUAAUUUGAGCUUAUCCUAUUUGUCUUUAUUGCUUAAUCAAAAUACGGAUCAUGAACCGGCCUGGUCAACGUCAGUGUGGCCCGCCACCUCCAUCUUUCGGCGUUCCACCAUCUCGCGGCCCUCCUUACAAUGUCGGUGCUUCGUGUGAGCCUUCUGCUCGAAAUUUACCUCCUGGACGGUCCGGACCAUUUUCGUCUUCGGCGCCUCUGGGAACCCAAUUUCUACAAAGACCUCCAGGACCUAAUUAUAUGAAUCCCCACUGUAGCUCGUUCUCCAUAGACCGUAGUACUCUUGGAGGCAGCCAGCAGCUUGCCUCUCGGCCACCGCCAUCUCAUCUUCCAGGUUCCCAAUGGAAUCCAACACCUGUCAAUCACACACCAGACAACAGUGACAGUGCUGGAGAAGAGUUCCUGAGAUGUAUAGCUGCAAAUAAACCUUUCCCAGACUAUCUCAGAGGCAACAUGGCAUACAACCUGGCUGAUGCAUUAAAGUCAGCCACAAUCCUGAAAGAGGCUGUCAAGUCAGACCUUGUUUUCCCGAAGCGUUUGACCAGGAGCAAAAGUCGGAGCAGGAGUCCGAACCACAGCCGUGGAAGAUCUCGAGCUCAAAGCCGCGGGCCAAGCCGUGGCCGUAGCUGUGCACGAAGCAGAAGUAGAAGUAGAAGUAGAAGUAGAGGAAGGAGUAAAAGUCACGUUCGUGGAAAAAGUCGGGCAAGAAGCAAAAGCAGAGCUCGCAGUCGAAGCCAAACCAGGGAAAGUCGUGCACGGAGCAAAAGCAGGCCUAGGCUGUCUUCGUCACGAAGUAGCAGCCUGGACAAGAGCCAUGAUAAAAGCAAAAAGCAGCCAAGAACCCACAGCUACAUCAGUGACAACACUGGUCCCAGUUCUAGUACUGGGCUCAGCGGCAGUAGUUUGUUGGAGGGACUUAAGAUGGUCAUCAACAACAAAGAAAUGGCAAACCAGCUGCCCUCUCUCAAGGAGGCAAUCCUAACUAUUCAGGCCUCAGAUAAAAGCAAAAAACCACGGCGUGGCUCUCACUUGCAACAACAUGGAACACCGGCGACUUCAACAUCACUGGAAAAUGAGAGCAUGCUCCUGCCUCAUGACAGAGUUGGCAGUGACUUCUCUUGGCUUCAGCCCCAAAGUCACAUGGCUUCCAAAGCUGAGCCUUUUGAAGAUGAGGAGUGGUUCUUAUAUGGCGAUGAAAAAGCCAAAAAAGAACAUCUAUACUCUCAAACAUCUACGACACGCACGACUGGAGAGUUGGUCAAACCACAGUGGGAUGAAAUGAAGACUUGGGAUCUGGGCAGUAAACAGCAUAAUCACGAUCAGUCAUAUUCCCGUCUUUUGGAUGGCUUCUUAUCGUCAAGACAAGUCUUUGCUAAUCUGGACAACAAUGAGUGUGAGAAGAUCAAAAUGAUAUUGAACAAUUUGACCAAAGGAAACUGUAAUGAGAUUGGCAAACAGUUACCUCCAGAGCAGCCUCUUAGUUCGACAGCGGCUUCUUUGGGAUUGUCUCAAGACCCUAAUAUGCAGAGCGCUUUGGAGUCCCUACAGUCACUCAUCAAAGCAACCAAGGAUAAGCGAGAAAAAGGUGAUACAGCUGAGACAUCUCUGUCAUCCUACGAAAAGCACAAGCCAGGUGAUAAAAGUGAAAGGGACAAAGUCAAACGAACAAAAAUGACUCAAACUGAAAAUUUGAUGCAAGAAAUGGGGGAAAUGCUCAAAGAGGACGGAUUACAUUUUCUAAUACCAGUGAUUGGAUUUUACUGCCAGAUAUGUGAGGAAUUCAUUGGAGAUUUAAGUAAAGCUGAAACCCAUGCAGCCAUCCACGCUCAUCCUAAAAUUGGCCGUAAAACACUUGUGAGUAAACAUACAGAAGAGACCAAAGGACACUCCAGCUGCAGCAGCAGUAGCAGCACCAAACACCAUCCCACAUUGUCAGACCAGAGAAGCAGUUAUACAGAGAGAGGAGACAGCGGCAAACCGGGAAAUCAUUACGAUAGGAGCCACGAGACUGAUCACACAAGCAAACAGGAGGAUGGUUAUCAUCGUAGUCACCAGCCCGGGCAGGAAAGUAAUUUGUUCAAGAAGAUGAGGGAGGAGAAGAUGCUCAUAACUGUUUGUGUUGAAUCACCAAAUGUUAAGGAGGAGCUGAAUAAGGAUCAGGACAUAAAAAUCCAUGCUCAACUUAAGGAGGUAUCAGCAUCCAAUGGGAAGUCGAAUGACGUUUGCAAAAAAGACGCAAAGGAAAAAGAUGAAAGCCAUGACAGCACCGAUGACCAAGAAAAGGAAUCAACAGUAAAGUCACACAAAAAGAAAAAGAAAAAGGAGAAGAAAAAGAAGAAGAACAAGAAGAAAAAGAAGCGUGAUUUGUCUUAGCAAUACACUGUGCUUGCUUGUUAAAAGUUCAAACCUCAACAAAAGUCACAUCACAACAUCUUUGCGAGACAAAGUUUUGAUUUGUCAGGUGUAAAAUAGAAGUUCGUUUUUUUAUUUUAUGUGGCCUGUUAAAAUUGGCCUGUGGUUUGUGAUAAAACCUGUACCGGAAUUGAAAAUUGUCACAUUUGAAGUUAUUGCAAGCAUUUAUUUGGUUCUUUUGGAAAUACUGUUAAAUAAAAAAA
This is a messenger RNA of Hippocampus comes (tiger tail seahorse), 2735 nucleotides long. Its product is annotated as serine/arginine repetitive matrix protein 2. The transcript is spliced from 8 exons. Gene Ontology annotation, cellular component: nucleoplasm. Gene Ontology annotation, biological process: negative regulation of DNA-templated transcription; positive regulation of DNA-templated transcription. The coding region runs from base 163 to 2493 and encodes 776 amino acids. Lineage: Eukaryota; Metazoa; Chordata; Actinopteri; Syngnathiformes; Syngnathidae. The record is from RefSeq and is a predicted model, not a curated record.